AUGCACUACUGUUUGAAUGCAGAGAUAUAUUCGGGAAAAUCAGCUGUAGCCAUCCCGCGCCGUGUCCUCUUACCAACAGCUGUUGUCAUGCGGUUGGUUGAACCAAUCAAGGGAAGUAACAGAAAUGUGACAGGGGACAACUGGUUCUCAAGUGUGGAGUUGGUCAAUGAGUUGUCGAACUGUAAUUUGACUUAUAUUGGCACCAUGAGAAAGAACAAGGCUGAGCUACCACCAAGCUUUUCAACAGCAAAGGGCAGAAAUGUGUCUUCUUCAAUCUACGGAUACUCUGGUUCUGUAACAAUACUUUCACACGUCCCCAAAAAGUACAAGGUUGUCAACCUGAUAUCGACAAUGCACCAUGGAGAAUAUAUAGCAGGUGUAAAUGCUUUUGUUUUGUACCAUGGGAAAGAAGAUACUGAUGAUGUGACACGCAGAGAAUUCCUCAUUGAACUAGGUACACAACUCAUAAGUGAUUGUAUGAAAAGAAGAUUGGAUUCUCCAUUUUUGAGAAAAGAUAUCCGAAAUUCCAUUUGUGAUAUUCUAGGCAUGACCCCCUCCAAGGCAUCAGGAACAUCCCAGGUUCACAGUGAAGCUGGUGCUACUAAAUCGAAGAGGAAAAGAUGCUCAGUGUGCCCAUCUAAAAAAGACAGGAAAGCAUCCCGGGCGUGUGCCAGAUGUCGAACACCAUUAUGUUUGGAAUGUUCCACUGCUUUAUGUCCAAACUGUUUCGGUAGUCUGGAUGAAUGA
Molecule: messenger RNA, 747 nt
Organism: Schistocerca serialis cubense
Lineage: Eukaryota; Metazoa; Arthropoda; Insecta; Orthoptera; Acrididae
Exons: 2
Coding region: 1-747 (248 amino acids)
Source: RefSeq, a predicted model, not a curated record